Molecule: messenger RNA, 762 nt
Organism: Phaeodactylum tricornutum CCAP 1055/1
Lineage: Eukaryota; Bacillariophyta; Bacillariophyceae; Surirellales; Neidiaceae
Exons: 2
Coding region: 1-711 (236 amino acids)
Source: RefSeq, a predicted model, not a curated record
AUGGCGAGACUUCUUCGGCUACUGCCGCUGCUUUUCUUUUACGUUGCACAGCCCGCAAACUGCUUGCAAAAUGUGAUCCCGAGAUUGACUUUUCCGUCACCGAUGUUCAGCAUCAAUAAAGGCAAAGCCCGAGAACUCGAGGACGAACUCUUGAAGGCCAUCCAGGACGAAGGGAAUCGCCUCGCCAAUUCGGAACGGAUUAAUUCGUUGGUGAAACAGUUAGAAAACAAUUCGCAGUCUAUUCCCGAGCCAGCAAUUGCCGCCGAGGUCUACGGCCGAUGGCGUCUCAUGCACACCACCAACGCCGCAACAAGUAGUCCAAUACAACGCAAAGCUGUAGAUACGGCCAAGUUUCCGAUCUAUCAGGAUAUCAUUGUCAACGAAAAGGGUCAACUGCAGGUCAAUCAAAUCGUUCAAUUUUCUGAAAAGGCAAUCUUGUCGGUAGAUGCUUUGGCUUCCACAGCUGCCUACCCGUUACCUGAGUUUACAGACCGUCAAUCAACCGGGGAAGUACUAGGUAUCAACAUUCUGGGUGUUUCGCUGGUCGGAGAGGUAGCUCAGCCCAAUCCAGAUCGCCCCAAUUCCCGCAUUAAUUUUGUGUUCGAGGAAGGCAACUUUGAUUUUGAUGGACUCAAAAUUCCGUAUCCCGUGCCGUUUCGGCUUCCGUUACUUCGAGAUUGGCGAUCGUGUACGAAUCGCAAGGGGCAAUAAGGGAACCACUUUCGUGCUGAUCAAGGAAUCCGGUCAAUCGAUCUAAAUGCC